CCGCUGCUGCGGCUAAGUGCAUUGUAAGUGCUUCGGGCCAAACAUGAAUGCGGCUAGUGAAAUAUGUUUUGGCGUGCAUAUUUAAUGGCAAUCAAAGCACAGCAACAACAACAACAACAACAACAGCAGCAGCGGCAAUAACUAUGUGAAAACCCGUACCGAACCAUUUUAAACGCCAUCAAUUUCAAUUUUCCAAAUUAAAUGUGCGUCGGCUGAGACGUCUGCGGCGACUGAGGCGGCUUCUCGGCCAGCGUCAGCAAAUAAUUAAUAAUUCAUUACGUUGUGGCAACUGCAAUGACAUAAGCCCAAGCCGAACGCAGCCAAGUUCAACAACUCGAAAUGAAAGCGAUAAACGGCAAACGACAAGCGACAAUAGGCGAAUCUUUAGGGAAAAUUCACACAGCGAAAGAGAAAGAAAAACGCCAAAAAGCCGAAACGCUAAAAUGCCACAGCGAACGCUGCCACUUAGGAAAAAUCAUCAUCAAACUUAUCGCAAAAAUCAAACAGACCCGCCAGUUGACUGCGGUGCCGGCUCCUCUCCGCUUUGGGGGCCAACCCGCUUGACUGCUUGCCAUAGGCAAAAAGCUGUUAAGUGUUUGCUUGAGGAAUGCACAGUUUGGGGUUAUUCACACCGAAACUUAAUGCUCUUUUGGCUAUUUCCGUAACAGCGCCGCUGCCAUGUGGCCCAAACUUGAACUGCUAGCAGCGACGGCCGCUGUCAUUGGCAUCUGUCUGCUGGCCGCGGCUAAAGUAACCCACGCAUCGGUAUCUGCCGGCAGCACCACCACCCUGCCGCUGCCCCUGCAACUGCCCACAAUACCACAGAAUUCGACAACGCCAACGAGCAAAGACAACACCAGCGACAACUCUGAUGACGCCUUGAGUGACAGCCUGGAGGCGGUGCUUAAUAAGCAGGCAGUCAGCGAGCUGCAGGUCAACGAUGAUCCGCCCACAGCCAGGGAAGUGCUUAAGGAAGCGGAGCCGAAGGAACUGGAAGCGACAACGCCCUUGCAACAAUUUGUGGGAAAAUUCUUAAGCUGUCCUAGAUUGCGGGAAAUAGACAACUUUUUAGUAGUCUGCAGAUGGAGAGAACAAAAGCAGCUGCUGCAGAUAUCAGCACAGAAAUCUCUUCUGUCAAUUUGCGAACAUAAUAUUGAGCUUUGCUCUAGAUCUUACCUUGAAAGGCAGAUAGAUAUAUUUCCUGAUCCAUCAGCCAUCUGAGCUGCUACCUAAUUUGUAGAUAUCUUCCACUACGAAAUGGAACUGAAAUUGCGGACGUAAGCUGGUGGCUAGGCGGACCCAAACAAUAUUUUGCGCUCGGGUAUUGAUCCCAAAUACUGGUUACAUAAAGCAAAAGAUUACGUUGACACAUUAAGGGCUUUACAAGAAUUUCGUCAGCGAAAUGGACCUCAGGAUAGCUCUUUUGCUCAUUUUUGGUCAGACUUCAAAAUAAAGUAAUUCUGAAAUUGUGCAAUAUUUAAAGAUACUUCCAUAGACGCACAUGGAACAUUC
Molecule: messenger RNA, 1512 nt
Organism: Drosophila montana
Lineage: Eukaryota; Metazoa; Arthropoda; Insecta; Diptera; Drosophilidae
Exons: 3
Coding region: 679-1221 (180 amino acids)
Source: RefSeq, a predicted model, not a curated record